UUUUGGCGGUUACGCCGCGUCUUCACAAGAACCUGCAACUAAUUUCACUGAACGUUCCAAAACUUAUUCCACUGAUGAUAGGAAGUCAAUAAAAUGGGAAAAGUGUAUUCUCUACUUCUACGACCAAUUCGUACAUUUAAUAUUGAAAAUAAAGCACAUCGAAUUAUUUCAAGAGAUAAACCUGUGCCUGCUCCUUUACAUUCAUCAGUACAGAAACAAAAGAAACUUGUAGAUGAAUUAAAACCUGAUUUUAUGGAAAUUCACUAUAAGAAGGAUUCUCAAUUAGAUGACCGUUUAAAAAAUGUUUUUGUUAAAUCAAAAGAUCCAAAGGAUAUACCAAAACAAAAUACAUCCAAAUUACCACAGGAUAGAAGUCAACGUUCUUCAGAAGACUAUGAUUUUAAAACUUAUGAGGGUAAAUGUAAUAUAAAACAAGUUAUACAUUUCAUGAAUAUGCACUAUGAAAAUCCUAGAGAAUAUUCUGUAGAAAAAAUAUCUCUACAAUACAAAAUAGAUAAACAAAUAAUAGAAAAUAUUUUAACGUAUUUUAAAAUUUUACAUUGUGUAGCAGAUGCUGAACAAUUGAAAUUAAAUGAUGGUAAGAAAAAAUAA
This is a messenger RNA of Apis mellifera (honey bee), 612 nucleotides long. RefSeq names its product protein NDUFAF4 homolog. The record is from RefSeq and is a predicted model, not a curated record. Gene Ontology annotation, cellular component: mitochondrion. The transcript has 6 exons. Lineage: Eukaryota; Metazoa; Arthropoda; Insecta; Hymenoptera; Apidae. Gene Ontology annotation, biological process: mitochondrial respiratory chain complex I assembly. The coding region runs from base 94 to 612 and encodes 172 amino acids.